GGCCCAGCCCCCGGAGACGCACCUGUUCUGACCUGCUGAGCAGGUUCCCAAGUUUCUGCCGUCGUUGUUGGCCACGGCGUGGGAAGCAGCUCUGGGGGAGCUCGGAGCUCCUGAUCACGGCUUCUUUGGGGGUAGCUACAGCUGGGUGGGUGGCACGGGGCGGUCCCCUAACGGAGACCCUCGUGGGAUAGGCAGGUGCGGCAGUGCCGGAGGACUCUGUGGCUUCCUGCCUUCUGGGUCGGCGCCCUAACCAGCUCUAGAGCCGGCUCCCAGGGAGAACUCGGUGGACCUUCAGAAACACUGGGCAGCUCUGCCUUUCGACCAAUGCCUCUGUCCCUGGGAGCCGAGAUGUGGGGGCCUGAGGCCUGGCUGCUGCUGCUGCUCCUGGCAUCGCUUACAGAAUACCUUCUUCUCUCUGGGAAUCCAAGUCUCUCAUCUUCAAGCCAUGAAAAGAAUGUUCUGAAGGGCCUGCUGGGAUGGACCCUUCCUACACUACAUGCUGCAUCCCAGACACCAACUGUUCUUGACCCUUGCCUUGGCUCCUGGCAACACUUUCUGAAAACGUUCACUUUUCCCCACCUUGGUCGGUGCCCGGCUGGCGAGCUGGAAACCUCAGACCAGGUGACUGUGGUGCUGGGCCAGGACGCAAAGCUGCCCUGCUUCUACCGAGGGGACCCGGGCGAGCAGGUGGAGCAAGUGGCAUGGGCUCGUGUGGAUGCGGGCGAGAGCGGCCGGGAGCUGGCGCUGCUGAACUCCAAGUAUGGGCUGCACGUGAGCUCCGCCUACGAAGGCCGCGUGGAACAGCCGCCGCCCCCACGGAACCCCCUGGACGGUGGGGUACUUCUGCGCAACGCGGUGCAGGCCGACGAGGGCGAGUACGAGUGUCGCGUCAGCACCUUCCCUGCCGGCAGCUUCCAGGUUCGGCUUCGGCUCCGCGUGCUGGUGCCUCCCCUGCCCUCGCUGAAUCCUGGUCCAGCACUAGAAGAGGGCCAGGGCCUGACCCUGGCAGCCUCCUGCACGGCAGAGGGCAGCCCGGCCCCCAGUGUGACCUGGGACACAGAGGUCAAGGGCACGACAUCCAGCCGCUCCUUCACGCACUCGCGCUCAGCUGCUGUCACUUCAGAGUUCCACCUGGUGCCCAGCCGCAGCAUGAAUGGACAGCCACUUACUUGCGUGGUGUCCCACCCUGGCCUGCUCCAGGACCAGAGGAUCACCCACACCCUCCAGGUGGCCUUCCUUGCUGAGGCCUCUGUGAGGGGCCUUGAAGACCGAAAGCUGUGGCAGGUUGGAAAAGAAGGAGCUAUGCUCAAGUGCCUGAGUGAAGGGCAGCCCCCUCCCUCGUACAACUGGACACGGCUGGAUGGGCCUCUGCCCAGUGGGGUGCGAGCAGAAGGAGACACGCUGGGCUUCCCCGCACUGACCACCGAGCACAGUGGCACCUACGUCUGCCACGUCAGCAAUGAACUCUCCUCAAGGGAUUCUCAGGUGGUUGUGGAUGUUCUUGCAGACCCCGAGGAUACCCCAGGGAAGCAGGUGGAUGUGGUGUCAGCCUCCGUGGUGGUGGUGGGUGUGAUCGCCGCACUCUUGUUCUGCCUUCUGGUGGUGGUGGUGGUGCUCAUGUCCCGAUACCAUCGGCGCAAGGCCCAGCAGAUGACCCAGAAAUAUGAGGAGGAGCUGACCUUGACCAGGGAGAACUCCAUCCGGAGGCUGCAUUCCCAUCACUCGGACCCCAGGAACCAGCCGGAAGAGAGUGUAGGGCUGAGAGCCGAGGGCCACCCUGAUAGUCUCAAGGACAACAGUAGCUGCUCUGUGAUGAGCGAAGAGCCAGAGGGCCGCAGCUACUCCACGCUGACCACAGUGAGGGAGAUUGAAACACAGACCGAACUGCUGUCUCCAGGCUCUGGGCGGGCAGAGGAGGAGGAAGAUCAGGAUGAAGGCAUCAAACAGGCCAUGAACCAUUUUGUUCAGGAGAAUGGGACCCUGCGGGCCAAGCCCACAGGCAAUGGCAUCUACAUCAACGGGCGGGGGCACCUGGUCUGACCCAGGCUUGCCUCUGUCCCCUAAGCCUGGCUUCCUCUGCUGACAUGGAAGAUUUCAGCUCGUCUCCAGGGGAGCCUCCCUACACACCUCAUUUCUUGAGGAAGAUGCUCCCCACCCCCGACUGCUCGACCUUUUCCCCCAGUUCUUCCGUUGGGUGAUGGAAGGGCAUCGCUGGUUGAGUGCCUCCCACAGUGUUUGCAGGUCACUGUGUGUGCCUUUGUGCUUGUGUGAGUGUGCACUGACUGCGUGUUCAUGGAGGGGUGACCGUGCCCGCGGUGUGCGUCGUGUUGUCGCGUCAGAGUCCAAGUGAACCAUGGUGUGUGUGCCACAGGGUUUGGUGGCUGCAUGGGGGAGCACCAUAGGGGAUCGGUUUGUGUGUCAUGUGGCUGUGUGACCUUUGCCUGUAAAACGCAGGUGUUUUCCUCAGACCCCAGAGCAGUAUUAAUGAUGCAGAGGUUAGAGGCGGGAGGUGGAGACUGUGGGCCAGAUCCAGGUGUGCGGGCAUAGCUGGAGGUGGAAUCUGGCCUCCUGGGUGCGGGAGCCGGGCUCCCACCACUUGGGAGCCGUCGGGGCAAGUGUGAAGCAGCAGGCCUGGGGGUCGGCCAGAGGCUCAAACUCUUACAGAAGAAGCCCUCUGCCCUCUGGUGGCCUCUGGGCCUGCUGCGUGUACAUAUUUUCUGUAAAUAAACCUGCACAAGGGAGCUUCUUUAAGGUCUACUGCCCUCAACGCAUUAAUAAGAGAAAAGACUUUGUAAAAACCUUUGGAUUCAUCUGGAUGUUUCUUAUUACAAGGAUUGCUUACAGUGGCAUCCGCCUACACAGGGACUCAGCAAAGCUAGACCCUGCUCUGGAGCUACCCCAGGGCAUUAACUCCUGUGGUGCUGAAAGGUGCUCCAUCUAAGGCAUCUUAAUCUAGGCAGCCUCUUGGGAGGGAGCCUAAGCCCUGAUGGAGGUUGAAGGAGGGGUGCGCGCCCUGUGGUUACUGGCUAUGGGAAGACAGGUGGGGUCCUUGGCCCCAGUGGCUCCUCAGCUCUUCCCCAGCCUCAUGUUCUCUAGUUGUAUCCACAGUUGUUUGUGCCCCUUGGUGGGGGUUGCUAGGACUUGGUGACAAGGGCUCCUGGUUCAGGUGUGGUGUAGGGGAGAGAGAGUAGUGAUUAUAGAUCAAGGGAGGGUGGGAGUUCAGGUGAGGUGAAGGAACUGCUGGGGGCAAGUAUGUCUCCUUUUCCCCAGGGGCCUCAGGGUCACUAACUUGGGGCUCUAUCAGCAGUUUCUCUGGGUGGGGGCUGGGAUUGGAGAAGGCCCAUUUUUGCCAGCCCCACCCAAAUGCAUUCAACCAGAAUACCUAGGUCUAGUGCCCAAAUCCUGCUCAUCCUGAACUCUGCUGGAUUUCUGGGCCAAAGGAGAGACUCUUACUCCCUGCUCUCUAGCCAGCCCAGGACUUUGGAUAUGGAACCUGAAGAUAUGGAAUUCUACUAUGUACAUUUUGUGUAAAUAUGUGCAUAUUUGUAUAUAAAAUGAUAUUCUGUUUUUAAAUAAACAGAUAAAACCUGUU
Messenger RNA from Hippopotamus amphibius kiboko, 3592 nucleotides. RefSeq names its product nectin cell adhesion molecule 4 (gene NECTIN4). Gene Ontology annotation, biological process: homophilic cell-cell adhesion; heterophilic cell-cell adhesion; symbiont entry into host cell. Gene Ontology annotation, cellular component: adherens junction. The record is from RefSeq and is a predicted model, not a curated record. The transcript has 10 exons. Lineage: Eukaryota; Metazoa; Chordata; Mammalia; Artiodactyla; Hippopotamidae. The coding region runs from base 325 to 2040 and encodes 571 amino acids.